This is a messenger RNA of Gadus macrocephalus (Pacific cod), 2794 nucleotides long. It is a transcript of the gene gpr176, whose product is annotated as G protein-coupled receptor 176. The transcript has 3 exons. The coding region runs from base 641 to 2437 and encodes 598 amino acids. The record is from RefSeq and is a predicted model, not a curated record. Gene Ontology annotation, cellular component: plasma membrane. Gene Ontology annotation, biological process: G protein-coupled receptor signaling pathway. Gene Ontology annotation, molecular function: G protein-coupled receptor activity. Lineage: Eukaryota; Metazoa; Chordata; Actinopteri; Gadiformes; Gadidae.
AACACCCUCCACUCUGAGCCGGAGGAUUCAAUGGCAGCCAACCAACACAAAUCACCCUGCACUGCAAUUGGCAGCUGCGGUUUUUCAGUGCUGCCCGUGCCUCGGAUGCGCGAACAUUUCAGUCGAAGGAUUGUUUUGGAAUAACGACCGUUUCAGUCCAUGUGUUUAGGCGUAUUUCCUGAGAAAGGAAACCCUUUUGAAAUACUCAAGAUAUUUAAACCCUGGGACUCUCCAGACGCGCUCGGCGUCAGGGAGGAGGGUGACACCAAACCCGCGUAGGGCUUCGAACAGGUUUCUGAACGACUUUUACUCUCACGUCAUACAUGAUACGACGGAAGGAGUCCCGAUGGCAGACCCAACGGAUGGCAGCUUGAAUUGAUGCUCUCAGUCCUAGCGCAUGUUUUCUCCUGGAUGGUCCACCACUAUCCUCCUCAUCAUCUCCUCACAUCACAUCGUAUGACUGGUUGGUGUGUUGAUGUCAACGACAUGUCGAUCUGAUAUUUAGGGGGUCCUUGCAUUUCAGUGAGCGCUCCUGGGCGCAGUGAGCAAUGUGUCGUUUUUGUGUCAGGGUGUGGAUUCUCCCGUUUUUGUGAUCAUGUAAUGCGGUUCAUCGAACCACCGUGAGGCGAGGUGACCGAACAUGGAGACAGGGAGUCGAGCACCCACUGUUUGGGAUGGUGCUUCUACGACCAAUUUCACACCGGCCAGCCUCUUGCAAGAUCUCUUCCUUAAUGCCACCAGCAGCAGUACCACGAACCCGUGGGACAAAGGUCCGUUUGACGACCCAUUCCGUAUGGGGGAGCAGAAAUUCUCCUUCCAAUUACGAGCCUACAGGGACUUCACCACCGCCAUUCAAGUUUUUUUACUCCUUGGCUCGCUCAUUGGGAACGCCCUGAUGCUCUGGUGUGCGUGGCGCACCAGCGUCUUCAAGUCGGUGACGGGCCGCUUCAUCGCCAACCUUGCGUGCUCGGGCGCCGCCGCCGCCCUGGUGUGCGUGCCCUUCGACGUGGCGCUGGCCACUGCCGCCGGCCCGGACCUGUGCUGCGGCUGGCUGCGCGUGCCCGCCGUGUGCAAGACCAUCAAGUUCCUCCACCGGCUGUUCUGCUCCGUCACCAUGCUCAGCUUCGCGGCCAUCGCUCUCGACAGGUAUUACUCAGUGCUGUACCCCCUGGAGCGGAAGAUCUCCGAGGCCCGAUCCCGGGACCUGGUCAUCUACAUGUGGGCCCACGCCACGGUGGCCAGCGUCCCCGUGUUCGCCGCCACCAACGUGACGGACGUGUACGCGGCGGCGUCCUGCUCCGACGCGCCGGCCCGCGCCCUGGGCCACGUGCUGUACGUGGCGCUCUACAACGGCACCACCGUGGUGCUGCCGCUGGCGCUGGUCUUCCUGCUCAUGCUGCUGAUCCGCCGCGCGCUGAGCGCCAGCCAGAAGAAGAAGGUGGUGAUCGCGGCGCUGCGCACGCCCCAGAGCGGCAUCUCCAUCCCGUACGUGUCCCAGCGCGAGGCCGAGCUGCACGCCGCCCUGCUGGCCGCCGUGCUGGCCUUCUCGGCCUGCAGCGCCCCCUACGGAGCGCUGGCGGUGUACCGCACCGUGCUGGGGGCCGAGAGCGCCGCGCUGCUGCCCGCGCCGCUCUACCUCACCGCCGUGUGGCUGCCCAAGGUGUCCCUGGUCACCAGCCCGCUGAUGUUCCUCACCGUCAGCCGCGCGGCCCGCCAGAGCCUGCUGGACCUGCUGGCCCGGCUCCACCGCCGCUACAGCCGCCGCAACGUGGUGGGCUCCGGGGGGCUGGUGUCGCUGGGCGGGGAGAGCAGGGGGCCGGCGGAGGGCGGCUCCAGGACCGGCCUGGAGACGGCGGGCCGCUCCGGGAGCCAGCUGCUGGAGAUGUUCAACAUCGGACAGCAGCAGAUCUACAGGCCGUCGGAAGAGGAGGAGGAGGAGGAGGAGGAGGAGGAAGAGGAGGAUAAGGGGCUGGGCGGCAAGAAUAACGGCGCUUCCUCCGCGAGAUCGGGGCCUUGCUCCGAGUCCCCGGAGGGCCCCCACUGGGGGGCCCGACCGGGGAGCCUGAGGCGAGAGGGGGUCCCCAAGAAGGAGCAGCAGCAGCAGCGGCGGCAAGGGUUGGCGGACGGGGAGGCCCCCCCGGGGCCCCCGGCCCCCCGGGGGUCCCCGGCGCAGCCGUGCGCGGCGUACGCCUCGUCCUCCCAGGUGGCGCCGGCCACGCCCACGGACAGCGAGGACGUGGUGCAGUUCGGCUUCGGGCCGUUCGAGCUGCCGCCCCAGUGGCUGCCCGAGACCCGCAACAGCAAGAAGAGGCUGCUGCCGCCGCUGGGGAACACCCCCGAGGAGCUGAUCCAGACCAAGCAGCCCCGGCCGCGGCCCGAGCGCCGCAUCAGCCGGAACAACAAGGUCAGCAUCAUACCCGCCGCCGUCGACCCCUGAGGCGGACCGGACACCGGGGGGGGACGUCAGCGGCCCGUUGGCUGCGGGCGUCUAGUAAGAUACGCUGCAUCAUCUGCCUUUUUUUUUUGUAUCGCACCUUUUAAGUGUUGCUGUCGUUGGAGUCCCGCUCGUUUCCCCUCUCUGCUAUCCCGAUGCGAGUUAAAGUCUCGCAAACUGUAAGAAAGGGUUUUAUGUCUGCCACUGUGAUGCUUUGAGAUGGGUGUCCUGUGAAGGACUUGUAUUCUGACACCCUGUAUUGUUUGGUCAAUGUAUAUCUUUCGUUCACUCUUAGUUGCGUAAAAUACAACGUAUUAUGCUCACUGAAGAUUUCUAGAGAAUAAAACACGUUUGACAUGA